AGCAGUUUUACUAGCAAAAGUUCAGGAAUGGAAAUUGAUGUCAGUUCUAAUCAAGACGAACUAAGAUUUGGAUCUUUAGACCGAGCUCCCCCACCAGAUAAUGGUCCAGAAGUGACUAAACAGCCGCCGCGAUUUGACGGAGAUAUGUACACUCCUCGGUGGGUACGUGGAGUUGGUAAAUCAAAGGAAGGACUUUGUCCUCAUUGUGAACCUGCGAGAUGGCUUAAAACAAAAAUUUCAGCCUACUGGUAUCAUCUUAAUUAUCAACAUGGUGUUUCUUCUAUUACUGGGAGGCCAUUUGCACAACCUACUGCAGAAAGAGUUAAUAAAAAAACUGGUAUGAAAGAAGCACUUUGUCAUAAAUGCAAUAAAUGGAUUUUAAACCAAUCUCCACGUGAUAAAGAUGUUUUGGUCCCAGAAAUUUAUUGGUAUAAACAUGCACAAAAGUGCCACCACACAGGUUCUUAAGAAAUCUUAAGGAUCUUAAAUAUGUUUUAUAUUAAAUACUAUAGAAUAUCCAAAUUUUAGUAGGUUAAUAAGGUAUUCAAAAUUUAAGAAUUUGUUAUUAAAAUCAUUAGAAAUAUUAUUAAAUUGAAAAAUAAU
Rhizophagus irregularis DAOM 181602=DAOM 197198 is the source of this 603-nucleotide messenger RNA. The record is from RefSeq and is a predicted model, not a curated record. NCBI's taxonomy places the organism in Eukaryota, Fungi, Glomeromycota, Glomeromycetes, Glomerales, Glomeraceae.